Elgaria multicarinata webbii is the source of this 855-nucleotide messenger RNA. Its product is annotated as glycine N-acyltransferase-like protein 3. Bases 1 to 855 code for a protein of 284 amino acids. Gene Ontology annotation, cellular component: mitochondrion. NCBI's taxonomy places the organism in Eukaryota, Metazoa, Chordata, Lepidosauria, Squamata, Anguidae. The transcript is spliced from 5 exons. Gene Ontology annotation, molecular function: glycine N-acyltransferase activity. The record is from RefSeq and is a predicted model, not a curated record.
AUGCUGAUCCUGACAUGCCCCUCGAAGUUGCAGCUGCUGGAGGGUCUGCUACAAAGGACACUUCCCCAGACACUUCCGGUGUGUGGAGCAGUGAUGCACAUCAACCGUGGAAACCCAGCUCAGCACGAAGUGGUGGUCGACUCUUGGCCAGAAGUUAAAGUUGUCCUGACCCGCCCACGUAAGGAGGUGGUGAAAGACAACUGGGAUUACUAUGCCAACUUGCAUGCUACUUUCUACUGGGAUGUAGAUGCCUGCCGAACACUCCUGGAAAAUGCAGAAGCCAUUGACUGGAGCAAGGCCUUUCAGCUGCAAGGCCUCCAAGAUGGGCUGUAUGAAGCUGCUCGAGUUAUUGCCAAGGCAAGACACGUCAAUGUGAAGCCCUACUUCUACCAGCCAGCGCUGCAUCCAGACCCCUCUACCUACUGUCAGGGCCGGUUCAGAAGUGACCUCCUUCACUUUGGCACUCUCAACCCAUCUCAUGCAACCCUACUCAAUGAAACCUGGAGCAUCGGAGGCAAUAAUCGGAGCUUGCGCUAUCUGGAGAGCCUGAUCCGCUGUUUCCCUAGUGCUUGCCUGCUAGACAAGGGGGGGCAAUUGGCUGCCUGGAAUCUUAGUGAUCCAGUUGGGUGCCUGACACAUAACUACACCCUCCCUCAGUACCGGGGACAAGGCUGUUCGGGGGCAGUGAUACAGGCAACAGCUAGAAGAUUGCAUGCUAGUGGGUUUGCCCUAUAUGGCGGAUUUCUGAGAGAGAACGAGUCCAUGAGGAAGGGACUGAAGCGUCAGGGCUACAGUAUCUUGCCUUUGACAAAGUACUUGCUUUUCUUCACACCAGCCCUCAAGCCCCAAACAUAG